AUGCCGCAUAUCGAUCUGGACAAAGAUGAUGGGAUUGACGUCCCACCAGAGGUGUUGGCUAAUCCCAACAUCGACUGGAUGACAUCCUCAAAUCAGAAUGAUGGCUUUGAUGAUGUGUUUGAAGACGCCUUUGCUCCACAAGAACCGCACACCAGCAUCGACCAUGGGACGCCUAAGAUGUGGACCAAGUUUGGUGAGACGGAGGAUGAGGAGGAAGACCGCAUGAGCGUGAUGGAACAGGUCGAUUUAUCCUCAAUGUCGCCUGCUCCGAGUCCGUCCAUCUAUGACUCGGGUCCCGGGGACCUUUUCGAGGGCAUAGAUGUCGAAAUUCUCGAUGCUAUUGAGCCAGAGAUGCCAAUCGAAGAAGAUUUUGGGCUCGCAGUCGACCAAGCCGGUGCCACAGCUGAGUCGUUGGAACAAGAGGAUGGCACCGCGGUCAAGGUCGAUACACCGGACCUUCCUUUGUGCAACUCUGUCAGAGUUGAGAUUCCGGAGGCUUCAUUGCUAAUCCCGCGGUCUUUUUACGAACCUUAUGAGCCUGGUGUGCCAAUCGACGAGGAACACAAGGUCGUCAGUCAGCUCCUGGAGGUAACAAAACAGGAAGAUCAAGAUGCCGAUAACUUCGUUGAGUUUGAGCUCAAUGACUUUGCCGUUUACUGCGAGCGCAAACAGUAUGAACAUGAGAUGUGCUCACUUCAUCAUCUGGAGACAAAGACAGGUUACAGCAAAAUGUUCUUCGACGGGAAGCUGAGUGUAGGAGACGUGGCUUUCUUUGUCCGGCACGUACCCAUACGAGCUUUGCCCAUUGGCGAUUACGGUGCUCUAUCCAAGCACACUGUACGCGAUCAAAUCUGGGUUCAGUCAGCUACGAACCUCAAGAAAGACAUCUACUACAGACUAAACCGUCCCGCCAAAGAGUACCAUCGUUUCUUCGACCCAUUUCUAUGGGUUGCCGAUCUCGCCAAACACUUUGUUGACUAUCUUAAGGUGAUGGGAGAAAGCGAAAAUGGUGUCACAAUCUUCCAUUUCCGUUCAAGUUUUAGUAAUUGGUUGGCCAAGACGCACAAUACAGAUCCCGUCUUUGUAUCAUGGAGAGAGCAGCAUCCAAGUGCCGACUUUCGAACCUCUGUUGUCGCGAACUUGGCCUUUUUACACAAGGAAGUUAUCGGCGUCCUGGGCGACUCUGGAACCUACUACCACACCUUGUGGGCUGAGAUAUGGGAGUUCCGACGGUAUGAGCGCUUUCCAAAGAGCAAAGAGAGCGGUAAGGAGGCGCGCUUGAAGUCAUCCAGGUCUACGAGUCGGACGGCGUCACCCGCAGAUCAAGUAGAUUGCGACCAAGGAAAAAACGACAAAGGCGUUCCCCCAACAAUCGUCACUCAGUAUAUCCAUGAUUGUUUCAACCAUCUACCUUUCGGUGAUCGCCUCGAAGCAAUGUCACUAAGCGAUGAGACGGAGUUGCUGCGGAAUGAACUGAUACAGAAGCGACACCUGGAGCUUCCGGCGCCUCUUCACCAGAAUGCUAAAAGCAUUUCAACAGCUAGCCAACAGCAAAUUCGAGACAUCCAACCCGGAGAGACUAUUUCGACGCAGAGGGAUGGCGAGCACUCUGGCACAAAAUGGCGACGUGAUCUUUCGCAUGGGUCCAAUGACGUUGAUCGUUGGCUCGCUCUUGUACAGCGCGUGCGCGUUAACAAGAAGGGCAUCCGGACUUUCGAUGUGAUUUGGUACUAUCGGCCUGUCGAUACCCUCUGUGCUUUAAUGAAGUACCCGUGGAAUAACGAGCUAUUCCUCUCUGACCAUUGCUCUUGCGAUGAGCGUUCCAAGAUUUCUGAAGAUGAAAUCAUGGGUGUUCACGAGGUUGAGUUUGGAGGAACAUCAACCACCAAAGCGGAGUUUUUUUGUCGCCAGACCUAUGCUGUUACUGAGCGGAAAUGGAUUACCUUUGAAAAGGACCAUCUAAAUUGCCCACAUCAGCGCAAAACUCCCCAGGUGUCGCUUUAUCAGCCCGGCGAGACUCGGCUCGUCAUGCUCGAUAAGGCGAGCGGCCGGUCCGAGCCUUGCGAGUUCAUAACCUUUUAUGAAGAGGAUGGUAUUGGUAUCUACAGAUUCCGACGGCUCCUGCGGAGACAUCAAGUUGACCCCCAGGUAUCAAAUGCUCGACCGAAUGAGCUGGUGUAUAGUGAGAACCUCAUCGAGGUAAAGAGUCGACGCAUUCUUGAGUCCUGUUACGUCCGUUUCUUUCAAGGUCAAGAAAAGAUACCAACGCCCUAUGAUCGGGAUGGUGUGGGCAACUUUUUCUACAUUACGCAUGAAGAAGUCAUUGACGAAGAGACUGCUGCAAAGUCAUACUUGCCUCUCGAGGCAUUGCCUUCCUCACUUCGUCAAGGAUUUGAUCCGUCCGAGCCGCUGCAAAAGUUGCGCGGACUCGAUCUUUUCUGCGGAGGCGGAAACUUUGGUCGUGGCCUCGAAGACGGAGGUGGUAUCGAGAUGCGGUGGGCAAACGACUAUGACAGAAAAGCCUUGCACACCUACAUGGCUAACACUUCGGGUCCUGGUGCGGUACACCCAUUCCUAGGCUCGAUCGACGAUAUGCAACGUUUCGCCAUUCAAGGCAAGUUCACAGAGAACGUUCCUCCGAUUGGAGACGUUGAUUUCAUCUCUGGCGGCAGUCCUUGUCCAGGUUUUUCUCUCUUGACAAACGACAAAACCACAAUCGCACAACGAAAGAACCAAUCCCUCGUUGCGGCUUUCGGCUCGUUUAUCGACCUUUAUCGGCCCCGUUAUGGUCUCCUGGAGAAUGUCCCCAGCAUCAUCCACAGCAAACUCAAUCGCGAUCAGGACGUGUUCAGCCAACUUAUCUGCGCAAUUGUGGGACUUGGGUAUCAAACACAGUUCUUCUUCCUUGAUGCUUCGUCCUGCGGUUCCGCUCAGCGCCGCUCCCGGGUUUUUGUUGUUUUUGCCGCACCAGGUCACCAUCUUCCUCAGCGACCGCAUAUCACGCACGCCUAUCCACAGCAUACCCAGAAAUAUGGGAUUGGGAGUACCCCAACUGGUGACUCCAUGGCGGAGCGAAUCAUACCCGUUGCUACACCCUUCGAUUUUGUCUCUGCUCGUGCUGCAACCGCCAGCCUUCCCCCAGUUUAUGACUCCAAACCGGAUAUAUGCGUCCCAUAUCCCGAUCAUCGCGUGUCCAUUGGUAUGACAAGCAAUGUUCGUUCUAGGAUCAGUCUCAUCCCCACUCGACCCUGGGGCAUGAAUUUUGCUCAGGCAUGGUUCGGCCUGGACUGCAAGAAGGCUGGCUCAGGCGUUCUCACGCCUUCCGAACGUCUCAACUUCCCGGAGGAAGGUCAAAAGUCACUGCAUCGGGUGGCCCCUGCUUCCAAAGCAUAUGGCCGACAGCGUCCCGACCGUCUUAUCGAGACGAUCGUGACAAGUCAAAGCCCGGAUGACGCUAAGAAUGGUCGAGCGCUACACUGGUCUGAGAACCGUGUUCUGACCAUUAUGGAGGCGCGCCGAGCACAAGGUUUCCGCGAUCAUGAGGUCUUACUGGGUAAUCCGCCGGAUCAAUGGAGGAUUGUUGGAAACAGUGUUGCGCGAGAGGUGGCUGUCAGCCUAGGCACUAUGUUUCGCGAGGCUUGGGCUCAAAGCCUUGCGGAUGAGCAUCAUACUAAAAGCGAUAUUGAUGUUACCCCUGCCAUCAAGAGCUCUUCCAAGGUGCCAGUCCGUAUGGGCGUUGAAGCCUCGCCAUCCGUAAACGUUGAUGAGCUUGUUUCUAAGUCGACAUCUCCCGACAACAAACGCCUCCAUUCGCGCAAAUCACGAAGUCAACCUCGCAUAAGCCAAGCCAUAUCAGCAUAUAGCCCUACUCCUUCACCAAUAUCGAAACGCAGUUCUGUCGCCAUUGAGGUACGCGUGUCAAAGUCACCAAAGUCUGAGAAAGAUGACUCGCCUAGCAGAGGGACAUCCGUGGCCUCUAGCCAUACCAGACCGAGUCGGCUGCGGCAUACCAUGACAAACGAGUAG
Fusarium venenatum is the source of this 4026-nucleotide messenger RNA. RefSeq lists its product as uncharacterized. Gene Ontology annotation, biological process: negative regulation of gene expression via chromosomal CpG island methylation. Gene Ontology annotation, molecular function: DNA (cytosine-5-)-methyltransferase activity; chromatin binding; DNA binding. NCBI's taxonomy places the organism in Eukaryota, Fungi, Ascomycota, Sordariomycetes, Hypocreales, Nectriaceae. The record is from RefSeq and is a predicted model, not a curated record. Gene Ontology annotation, cellular component: nucleus.